Molecule: messenger RNA, 1858 nt
Organism: Capsella rubella
Lineage: Eukaryota; Viridiplantae; Streptophyta; Magnoliopsida; Brassicales; Brassicaceae
Product: protein DEK
Exons: 11
Coding region: 139-1560 (473 amino acids)
Biological process (GO): regulation of double-strand break repair; chromatin organization
Cellular component (GO): nucleus
Molecular function (GO): DNA binding; histone binding
Source: RefSeq, a predicted model, not a curated record
ACUUAACCUUUUUUUUCUCGAAUUUAUCCCAAAAGCUCAGAAAUUUAGGUUUUGCUUUUUUUACUCUUUAAUUCGAUUCUCCAUUUUUUCUUCAUCUUUUCUCGUUUUCUACACUGUGUUUAGUUUAGUCGUCUUCACAUGGCGACUGAAACCCUAAAAUUGAAGACACCGGAGUUAGCUGGUAAUUCUCCGUCCACGGAAGAAGAUGGUGUUUCUGAUUCCGUGAAGGAAGAUACAGAGAAGAAGAAAGAUGAAGCAAAAGACGAAGCCAUGAAGGAGAAAGCAAAAGAAGAAAAUGGUGGAGAAGGAGUUAAAUCGCCGGUGACUCCAGUCAGUGAGAGACCUACAAGGGAGAGAAAGAGGACUGAGCGUUACAUUUUGGAUACUACUGCUACUCCUCUUUCUCGAUCCUCCGGGAACAAGCCUUUGUCUAUUGAGCAGGGUCGUGGAACACGGCUUAAAGAAAUUCCAAAUGUGGCUUAUAAACUAUCUAAGAGAAAGCCUGAUGACAAUCUCUUCUUACUUCACACCAUUCUCUAUGGCAAGAAAGGAAAGGCACAGAUGCUGAAGAAAAACAUUGGUCAGUUUUCGGGUUUUGUAUGGUCAGAGCAAGAGGAGGAGAAGCUAAGAGCAAGAACAAAGGAGAAGCUUGAGAAAUGUAUCAAAGAAAAGUUGAUUGAUUUCUGUGAUGUGCUUGAUAUACCCAUCAACAAAAGCAACGUGAAAAAAGAUGAACUUGCUGUAAGAGUGCUUGAAUUUUUGGUACAUCCCAAGGCAACAAGAGAUAUUGUACUAGCUGAUAAUGAAAAGGAAACUAAAAAGCGCAAGAAGAGCACGCCAAAGAAUGUGAAUUCUGAAGAAUCAUCAGACGUCCCAGCCAAGAAGAGAAGGGAGACGAAAAAAUCUGGAAUGAAUCAAGAUCAGCCAACUGAAACUGAAGAAGGAAAUGGUGAGGCCGAUGUUGGCUCUGAAGGAACAAAUGACUCUCAUAGAGAAGAUGAUGUAGCUCCAGAGGAAGAAAACAACAAAAAUGAAGAUACUGAAACUGAAGACGAGAAAGAUAAAACUAAGGAGAAGGAAAAGUCAACCGAUAAGAAAAGCUUGUCAAAAAAGACCAAGAAGGAGAAACCAGCAGCUGAAGAGGAGAAAUCUCUUAAAGGUUCUGAAAAUUCUAGUCGAAAGUCCUCCAAACAAGUCGAUAAGUCAGCUUCAUCGUCAAACAAAAAGCAAAAGGUUGAUAAAGAUGAUUCCUCUGAAAAGAAAAGCAAGAACGGAACAAGUAAACCACAGGCAAAGGGAUCCAAAGAUCAAGGAAAAUCUCACAAGAAAGGUAAAAAAGAACCCACAAGAAAAGAACUUCAUGUAGUGGUGGCCAAAAUUCUGAAAGAAGUAGACUUCAAUACGGCAACUCUAUCUGAUAUUCUGCGGAAGCUUGGGAGCCAUUUUGGAGUUGAUCUUAUGCAUAGAAAAGCGGAGGUGAAGGAUAUCAUUACAGAUGCCAUUAACGAAAUGAGUGAUGAUGAUGAGAAAGAGGAAAACACAGAGCAUGAGACAAAGUGAGAAAGUGAUAGUUUUGUAUGUCUUCUCUUUUCUGCGAAUCAGCCUAUGAAAGUAAGAAAAAAACAUAACCGAGAAGACGGUAGUAUAACUUAACCUUCAUGUGUGAUAUCAUAGGAGGGAUUUACAGAAUGGGAUUUGUUUGUUGUAUGUUUGGUGUAUUAUGUAAUCUGUUAGGCUCAUGUAGUAUCAUCAUCAUGUUCGUCCCACUUGUGUAGUGUAGCUGUUAAGUUUCUAACUUUUUAUUUAAUAAUUGUAUGAUUGGAUACGUUUGAGUUAAUUUGAGAUGUAUUUGUAAGGA